Molecule: messenger RNA, 2905 nt
Organism: Osmerus eperlanus (European smelt)
Lineage: Eukaryota; Metazoa; Chordata; Actinopteri; Osmeriformes; Osmeridae
Gene: dync1li1
Product: dynein, cytoplasmic 1, light intermediate chain 1
Exons: 13
Coding region: 48-1499 (483 amino acids)
Biological process (GO): microtubule cytoskeleton organization; microtubule-based movement
Cellular component (GO): centrosome; cytoplasmic dynein complex
Molecular function (GO): dynein heavy chain binding
Source: RefSeq, a predicted model, not a curated record
GCUGUGCGCUACAUCCGGGCGCUUUAUUGGUUUACAAGCCUGCGAAGAUGGCGACUUCAGGGAGGAGUACAUUAUUAUCCUCCAACUCAACUGGACAUAACAGCACUCUGGAAAACCAAAACCCAGAAGACGAAGAUGGACAGAAUUUAUGGUCGUCAAUCCUGAGCGAGGUUUCGACGCACUCCCGAUCUAAGCUACCGUCGGGAAAGAAUGUCCUGGUCAUGGGUGAGGUGGGUUCGGGGAAGACCACCCUGGUUGCUAAGCUACAGGGGGUGGAGGAGUACAUGAAAGGGCGUGGCCUGGAAUACCUGUACUUCAGUGUCCAUGACGACGACAUUGACGACCAGACCAGGUGUAACGCCUGGGUGUUGGACGGAGACCUCUACCACAAGGGUCUCCAGGGUGUGGCGGUGCCGGUGGAGGCUGUGGGAGACUCGUUGCUGCUCAUCACGCUGGACAUGUCCCGGCCGUGGAACGCUCUGGACUCGCUGCAGAAGUGGGCCGCCGUCGCCAGGGAACACAUCGACAAGCUGCGGGUUACCCCGGAAACGCUGAGGGAGCUGGAGCACAGAUUGGUGAAGCAGUUCCAGGAGUACGUGGAGCCAGGCAGUGAAGAAGGUGCCCCUCAGAGGAGGAGUGAGGAGGAGGAGAGUGUUCUGCUGCCACUGGGAGAAAACACACUCACACACAACCUGGGCAUUCCUAUGGUUGUAGUCUGCACUAAGUGUGACGCCAUCAGCACCCUGGAGAAGGAACAUGACUACAGAGACGAACACCUGGACUUCAUCCAAUCACACAUCCGACGCUUCUGUCUGCAGUAUGGUGCCUCUCUCCUGUACACAUCGGUGAAGGAGAUGAAGAACCUGGAUGUGCUCUACAAAUACCUGGUCCAUAGACUCUACAGCUUCCCCUUCCACUGCCCCGCACAGGUGGUGGAGAGAGACGCCGUCUUCAUACCGUCAGGGUGGGACAACGAAAAGAAGAUCGCCAUAUUGCACGAGAACUUCCAGACGCUGAAAGCAGAUGACAACUUUGAAGAAGUAAUAGUGAAGCCCCCAGUCAGAAAGUUUGUUCAUGAAAAGGAAAUUCAAGCGGAAGACGACCAGGUGUUUCUUGUGAAAUUGCAAUCGCUGCUCGCCAAACAGCCUCCUGUGACUGCAGGACGCCCAGGGCAGGACCCCACCAGUAGAGCUCCCAGUGGCUCUCCAAGGACAAGUAAUCGCUCUGCAGCGGCCAACGUAGCCAACGCCAUGCCCCAAGCAGCAGGUCAGACCAGUGAGGGGGUGCUGGCUAACUUCUUCAACAGCCUUCUGACUAAGAAGGCCGGUGCAGGUGGGCCAGGGACUCCAGCAGGGGGUAACAACACUCCAGGGACUGUACGCAAGUCAGGGUCUAAGCUGGGCCUGAGUGAUGUCCAGGCGGAGCUGGACAGGAUCUCCAGUCGGGAGACGGACGGGGAGCCCUCCAACGACACCCCCGCCGACGGACAGGACACAUGAAGGGGGGCGGGGCCCACAUACCACCACCCCCCCCCCCCCCACCUCCAACUCCCACCCCCCCAUGCCACUUGUCACACAUAGAGACGGUGGGAAUUUGGGAGAAGACCGACCACGCCUCCCUGUCACUAUCCUCACCCCCCUACCCCCCGAGUCCCAGAAGAAGAGAGAGCACUCCCCCUGCCUCAGGCCUGCUGCAUUGUCUACACCGCCUCCAGCCAACCCCCAUCUUCUCCCUUCCCUCAUCCCUCGCUCCCUACCUCCUCUCUUCUCCUCCAAAUGGGCCACAGCAUCCAGGGAAGCAUCUGGCAGCGUUUCAUACUGGACUGUUCAUCUUUACGACAGAAGGCGACGAGAGGAGCUGUGAAAGAAAGAAUGAAGGAACAAACCGACAGGAAGGGGAAAAGGGAGAGAGAAUGUUAGUGAGUGAGGGACUUGAGGAAGUAAGGCAGAGGGGGGGGGGGGUGAUAUCCUCUUUAUACUGUUGGAGCUACUGAAAUGUGUGUGUGUGUGUGUGUGAGAGAGAGAGUGUACUGUUGGCAUUCUUGUGUGUGAAUGUGGCGUCAUGUGGGACAAGGCAGCCUUGGCCAGUAGUUCUAAAGAUGUGGGGAUUUGACUAUUGAUAAACACAGCCUGAGAAAGAGAGAAGAAGGAAAAAAGUCAGGAAAAGAGAGUGAGGAAUUUGAAGCAAGUCUUACUAACCUUUUCAAUUUUCCAGCUGAAUGGAUUGAUGAAUACAACAGUAUUAUGAUCCUAACAGUUACUGGCCUGCUGUGUGUGUGUGUGUGUGUUCGUGUGCUGGAUUGGAAGAUGUUACAGAGUUGUACAUAGAGAGACUUUGGCCUUUGUGGUUUCAAUCAUGAAGCUGAACAAUUUUCUUUCAUUACACAUGAUACAGUAUAAUGCUGUGACCACCAGGAACACCUGGCCUACAGCCUACACUACAGAUCAACACACACUAACUUGGAACCACAAACCUAAACCAUGAAUACUGUUCCAAUUCAAACCUGCCAGAAACCCAAGUACCAUUCAUAGACGUACCGACAAGGGUCUGGAAUAAGGGUCUGGCCAAGCUCUCUCUAAUCUGAUCACACACAGCUCAAAAUGUGUAGAUAACAAGACAGUGUACUAAACGGGUGUGGGGUUGGGAGGGGGGUAGUUGAUCUUUAUUUGUAUAGAUAUACGCGCUAGCAAUUCCCGUAACUCCAUAGUUACUUCUGUGGGUAGGUGGGUGGGGUCGGAACAGGAACGGCGUGUGUCUCGGGAGGGCGGGGUCACGUGGGAUGAAUGUACAGUCAUCGUAUCGCUGUAAUAACCUGAUCAGCCCUGUUAUCGCAGAAGCUCCGUGGUUGGUGGCGUUUGUAUAAUCAGGUCUGUCAAUCCGUCAAUUAAAGGUGUAUUUAUUCGGA